CCGCCGCCGCCAUCUUUGUUAGGGGCAGCUGGGCCUGGCGUCCGGAGAUGCCGAAGUCGUGCGCGGCCCGGCAGUGCUGCAACCGCUACAGCAGCCGCAGGAAGCAGCUCACCUUCCACCGGUUCCCAUUCAGCCGCCCAGAGCUGCUGAAGGAAUGGGUGCUGAACAUCGGCCGGGCCAACUUCAAACCCAAGCAGCACACGGUCAUCUGCUCAGAGCACUUCCGGCCCGAGUGCUUCAGCGCCUUUGGAAACCGCAAAAACCUGAAGCAGAAUGCUGUGCCCACUGUGUUUGCCUUUCAGGACGCCACGCAGCUGGCGAGGGAGAACGCGGACCCGGCUGGCGGGGACACAAACGCGGACUCUCACAAGGAGGUGGCCUCCGAGGUGGUGCCUGCAGAGUGUGGCUGGGGGAGGAAGCUGGAGGCUGCCCUGGAAGUGCUGCCCCCAAUGGCCAGCGGCCCUACAGAGCAGGUCGUGCCGCGGAGACUGCAGGGAACUCAGGCCCCUGCCCAGCAGGCCAGCCCCAGCCCUGCACAGACCUCCGACCACAGCUACGCCCUUUUGGACUUAGAUGCCCUAAAAAAGAAACUCUUCCUGACUCUGAAGGAAAAUGAAAAGCUCCGGAAGCGCUUGAAGGCCCAGAGGCUGGUGAUUCGGAGGAUGUCCAGCCGCCUCCGCGCACACAGGGCUGGGCCUCCGCCAGAGCCGCAGAGCUGAGCCCCUGGCAGGUGGGGGCCGUGGACCCCGAGCCUUGCCGCUGAUGUCAAGUGACAGGAAUGCCGUGCCGGGUGGGCCAUGCGGCAAGGAGCCCAGGCCACCUCAGGGGAAGAGUAGUUGCAGCAGCCUGGGACAGGGUGGAUCUCGAGCAAGGGGACCAAGCCUGCUGUCCUUUCAGCAAAAGCUGGGUGGUGGGGUGUGUGUGUCUUGAGAACCGCAGGAUGAAGCGGGCCUGGAGGCCAUGUGGCACACACUCCCCCAGUGGGGAGAAGUGCAUCCCCUUGAGGGGCGGCUGGGCCUGGGGCAGGACACGAGAGGGGACAGUGUGGCCCCCAUCGCCUGGGCGCUGGCUCUGAGUGGCUGAGACUGGCCCCCGUUCCUGGCCUGGUGUGACAGAGCAACAGAAUAAAGUGUCUUUCUAUGC
Nyctereutes procyonoides (raccoon dog) is the source of this 1143-nucleotide messenger RNA. It is a transcript of the gene THAP3, whose product is annotated as THAP domain containing 3. Lineage: Eukaryota; Metazoa; Chordata; Mammalia; Carnivora; Canidae. The transcript is spliced from 5 exons. The record is from RefSeq and is a predicted model, not a curated record. Bases 48 to 719 code for a protein of 223 amino acids.